AUGCAAGGCCUUCAUCACCUCAAACUUUAAACACAAUCUCACUUCCAAUAUCCAGAUACUCCUUAACACAUUAAAACCAGGUAUAAUUUUCAUUCUAAUAUUAGACCACUACCAAGUCCAUAACCAGAAGAAAUUGAAACAUUUAGUUUGGAUGAUUCUUGGAAUAGUAACAUUUCUCCUACAAAUAAAAAGACAUUUAAAAUUGAUAAACCCAUAUUAGUCAUCGAGUAUUUGGAUUGCAAAUUAAGAGACUAAUUUUGA
Molecule: messenger RNA, 261 nt
Organism: Paramecium pentaurelia
Lineage: Eukaryota; Ciliophora; Oligohymenophorea; Peniculida; Parameciidae
Source: the annotation of a GenBank genome assembly